Messenger RNA from Morus notabilis, 810 nucleotides. Its product is annotated as transcription repressor OFP14. Gene Ontology annotation, biological process: negative regulation of DNA-templated transcription. The transcript has a single exon. The record is from RefSeq and is a predicted model, not a curated record. Lineage: Eukaryota; Viridiplantae; Streptophyta; Magnoliopsida; Rosales; Moraceae. Bases 1 to 810 code for a protein of 269 amino acids.
AUGCCAAAGAAACUCCAAGAUUAUCUCUUCAAGAUCAAAAAACCGACCCCAAAAAUCCAUUUCCCCACCAACUCUUUCUCCUCCUCCAAAAGCUGGAUCCUCUCCGGCUGCCAAAACCCCAAAACGCUGUCGUUUGCCGUCGGUCGAAACGACGAAAAGAACGCCGCUCCUCGCGAAAACAACGACAUCUCGGCCAAACUCUCCGACAUCGACCGCUUCCUCUUCGAAAACUUCAAGUCACUCUACAUAAAAGACGAAGUCGUAGUCGACACAAGCACCGGUAAUCAAGAAAACCCAGGCGGGAUUCCAUUCGAAUCGCCCCGGUUCGGCGACCCGGUCCCGAAACUCUACCGGUCGAACCGGUUCUCCGUCUCGCCCGGAAUAUCGGGCUCGCUGAUCGAGGAAUCACGGACGAGCAUGGCCACCAGUACGACCUCAGGCGACGUCGUAUGCUCGAGGUCGUCCACGUCGACCGUCGAUCACGAUAGAAACGUCUCCGUUUCUCUCCCCGACGAAUGCGUCGCUGUUUUGGCGUACUCUCCGAGCCCUUACGAGGAGUUCCGAAGCUCCAUGUGCGAGAUGGUGGAGACUCGCCUGCGGCGCGGCGAGGACGUGGACUGGGGCUUCGUGGAGGAGCUUCUCUUCUGUUAUUUGAGUUUAAACGACAAGAAAUCUCACAAGCAUAUUCUCAGCGCUUUCGUGGAUUUGGUCGUCGAUUUGCGACGACGACGACGCCGUUGGGAUUCUGAAUGCGGAUCAUCGGCUGCGGAGAGAUCACGGAAUUACAGAACCAGGAGAAAAUUGAAGUGA